Messenger RNA from Punica granatum (pomegranate), 1945 nucleotides. The record is from RefSeq and is a predicted model, not a curated record. Lineage: Eukaryota; Viridiplantae; Streptophyta; Magnoliopsida; Myrtales; Lythraceae.
AUAAUCGUUGAUGGAGUAGCAAUCACGUAUUAGCUCCCCAGUGCCGACGAAGACUCGAAUCUACAGACCUUCGUACCUCCACCGACCGUUGAAUGCGGGUUGAUAUUUGCUGUUGCUGCUGAGAUUGUUGGGAAUUUAACCGAGGUUUUGGCUGAGCUAAUGCUUGAUUGGUGCCCGCGGUCGCACUCACGGAUGUGAAAGACAGCCAUUUUCUGUCUGGGUUUGCUGCCCAGUGAGCUGAGCUAUCCUUUCCAUCUCCCCAAAGUUUUCUUGAUUUCCAGAGGGGGAGAAUGAUGGAAGCAUCGGGUGAAGGCCGCUCGGAUGAUCUGCUCACUGUGUCUUCUCCUUCUUCUUCCUCCUCCUCGUCUAGCAGAACAUUUGGGGUUCAGUUCCCGGCACUCAACUUCUUUCAGUCCCCAUUGUCGGUUAUACUCGAAUACUCUGGCAUUGUCCCACCGACACAGUCCCAGGACCCAGCUCAGCCCCCCCUCAUCAUUGCAGACCCAGUUCAGACCCAGCUGCCAAAUUGCCCGCCCGCCCUCAGUGCUGCCCAUGGAGACGGGGAGGUCUCCAUUCGGAUCAUCGGUUCCAGUGAAGGUAAUGUUGCUGGUGAGAGCGGGGAGCACAGUGUCUGUGAUGGUUUAACUGAUAUUGCUUCGACCACUGUUGAGAGUGAAGAACUUUUAUUAGGGUCUCCAUCUUCUCCCUCCACUUCAUUGCAAGGGAGUGUAAAUUCUGAAGAAGGGGAUCUUGGGAGUGGUAAUGGAAGCGGAAGGGACUCAGCUUACCAGAGAUACGAGUUGCAGCAAGUGGGAAGGUGGAUUGAGCAGAUUCUUCCUUUCUCAUUGCUGUUGCUGGUAGUGUUUAUCCGCCAACAUUUGCAAGGUUUCUUCAUAACAAUAUGGGUUGCAGCUGUCAUGUUCAAGUCAAAUGAUAUAAUCCGAAAGCAGACUGCUUUAAAGGGAGAGAGGAGAAACUCUGUUCUGGUCUUCAUUUCUUCAACUUUCGCGCUCUAUGUAGUCGGUAUUUACUGGUGGUAUCACAAUGAUAACGUUUUAUAUCCGCUCCUAAUGCUUCCUCCAAAGGCACCACCUCCCUUCUGGCAUGCUAUAUUCAUCAUCAUGCUUAAUGAUAUAAUGGUGAGGCAGGCAGCAAUGGCUUUGAAGUGUCUGCUGCUGAUGUAUUACAAGAAUGGAAGGGGUCAUAAUUUCCGUAGGCAGGGUCAAAUGCUGACUCUGGUGGAAUAUGGUCUGCUCUUGUACCGUGCUUUAUUGCCAACCCCUGUUUGGUACCGAUUCUUCUUGAACAAGGACUAUGGGAGCUUAUUCUCAUCAUUAACCACGGGGUUGUAUUUGACUUUCAAGCUCACUUCCGUCAUUGACAAGGUCCGAUCCUUCAUUGCUGCAAUAAAGGCAUUGUCACACAAGGAAGUGCAUUAUGGAUCUCAUGCUACGAAAGAGCAGGUCAAUGCAGCCGGAGAUCUGUGUGCUAUAUGUCAGGAGAAGAUGCACGUCCCCAUUCUUCUACGAUGCAAACACAUAUUUUGUGAGGAAUGUGUCUCUGAAUGGUUCGAGAGAGAAAGGACUUGCCCUCUAUGCCGAGCUCUUGUCAAGUCAGCAGAUCUGCAGUCGUUCGGGGAUGGUUCAACAACCCUAUUUUUCCAAGUUUUCUGAAGCUUCUUACCUAAGUUAUUCACAGUAUAUGCUGAUAUUUCCCCGUUUUCAUUUGCAAUUCUCCCGGGAAAUCGCUAUCCAUGUGAGAGGCUCAACUUAAUAGAUUAUAAUAUUAGUUCGCGCAACUGUAUAGAUCAUUGAACCUUCUUCGAGGUUGUAAACCGCAAUACUGCACUUUCCUACAUGGAUUGUAUCGACAGUAAGAAUGUUCAUACUCUUCGAAUCCCACCAUUUGCAGUGAUUAAGAUGAUACUUUCUUCGCUCUAGCAAAA